Messenger RNA from Austrofundulus limnaeus, 3695 nucleotides. Its product is annotated as zinc finger protein 883. The coding region runs from base 365 to 2032 and encodes 555 amino acids. Gene Ontology annotation, biological process: regulation of immune system process; negative regulation of transcription by RNA polymerase II; regulation of cytokine production. The transcript has 2 exons. The record is from RefSeq and is a predicted model, not a curated record. Lineage: Eukaryota; Metazoa; Chordata; Actinopteri; Cyprinodontiformes; Rivulidae. Gene Ontology annotation, molecular function: RNA polymerase II cis-regulatory region sequence-specific DNA binding; DNA-binding transcription repressor activity, RNA polymerase II-specific. Gene Ontology annotation, cellular component: nucleoplasm.
UUAGCCGGACUGUUAGCUGUGCGUCGGUGCUAUGUAGCAAAGAAGGCUAAUGCUGUUGCAGCCGCUAAGUGCUCCGCCAUUGACGUGUGUUUUUUCUGAUGCUGCCGCAGUGAAGGAGGUUUGAAGCCCAGAUCAGUCUAGUCCUCUUAUACAGCUGCUUCAUCAUCCUGAUUUAACGGUUUUUGUUUUAUCUAGGUGUUUUAGCUAUUAGCUUUUGUUAUUUUAGGUUUUUCGGGUCUGCUUACUGUUGAGUGCCAGCGCAACAGGAGCGAGAAAAAACAAAUCUACUCUAUACCCCCGAUUCUUCUUUGUUUGUUUUUCAUCCGGCAAGAAAACGGAGGCCGUAGGGCUGGAGUGUGUUCUUAUGGCCGAGUCAGAGACUGAAUGUGACACGCCAGGGCUUGACACGCUUGGGUCGGAGUGUGUCAUAGCCCAUAGCCACGUCGACCUUCACUAUGGAGCUGAAACUGAGAUCAUGACAGAGGAAAAGCGUGGGUUAGAGCUGGAGAUCCACGGCUCGGACCUAAAGAUUCAAGGGCUGGGGACAGAACUCGGUGCUGUGGCUUGUGUUGAUGCAAUUGUAGCUGAGACUGACCAUGAUUACAUCAAGGUGGAACAUGCAGAUAUUCACUGUUUCACGGCGGCGGAGAUCAAGACAACAGGAACCGAGACUCUGCUGGGAGAGGUGCUGCUUAAAACAGAAGGCGAGCAUAUGGUUAAAAUGGAGUCUGAUCAUGGCGGGGAGCUGACGGUGGAGUCUGAGAAUGGUGUAAUCAUACACGAGGCUCACGGCCUACAAUGCAACGAGUGUGGUGAGAUCUUUGGCAGCAUAGCUGAUCUUCACCAACACUUUGAGAUCCACAAGGACCUCAACCCUUACAUCUGUAUCCACUGUGGUGAGAGUUUUGCUGUAGAAGCCAGUCUCAAGCAGCACAUGAAAAUUCACAUGAAAGAAAAGCCCUAUGUUCCCCCUGGAGUAGAGAUCAUGGGCAAAGAUGUCAUCGAUGCCUACAGCCUCAAGUCUCAUCAGAUGAUUCAUUUGCCAGACAAGCCGCACAGAUGCUCGGAGUGUGGUAAGAGCUUUGCAGCGGCCAUUACCUUGAGAGAACACAUGAAGAUGCAUUCUGAGGAUAAGCCAUACAAGUGCACACAAUGCAGAAAGAGCUUUGUCCGCAGAAGGCAUUUGAAGAAGCACCAAGAGGUUCAUGCCCGCGAGAAGCCAUAUACCUGCGGCCAGUGUGGCAAAGGCUUUGCGACGACCUCCAACCUGAAGCAGCACCAGAAGACGCACGCCACCAUUGUUCUCGGAGACAAACCCCACCAGUGCAUUCAGUGUGGGAAGUGCUUUGCUGCCGCCGCCACUCUGCGGGAGCACCAGAGGAUCCACUCGAGCGAGAAGCCAUACAAAUGCAACAUGUGCAGGAAGAGUUUUGUCCGCAAGCGCCACCUGAAGAAGCACCAGCAAGUCCACGCUGGAGGCAAGCCCUACACCUGCAGACAUUGCAACAAGGGCUUCAACCACUCCUCGUCGCUGUCUCGCCAUAAUAAGACCCACCUGCAGAAUCCGGUGUUUUCCCCACCCCAACCUGGGAAAGCUCUGUCUUUCGGCACUCCCCCGAAGCAGAGAGUGCACCAGCAAGGAGAGAAACCUUACAUGUGUCACCACUGUGACAAGGGAUUCAAUCAUUCCUCGUCCCUGUCACGGCACCAAAGAGUCCACUCAGACGGAAAGACUUACACCUGUGGUCACUGUGGUAAAAUAUUCAAUCACUCUUCCUCUCUUGCGAGGCACCAGAGAGUUCACCUGGAGAAUAAGCAGCAGCAGCAGCCACAACCUCCGCAGCCACAACCGCAGCAGUACAGCCCCAUCCCAAUCCCCAUUCCCCCACCAAAGGUUUUCCCCAACAAUAUUUUCCCAAAGCAGCACAUUCUUUCUGUCGAAAAACCAUACAGAUGCUCUCAGUGUGGAAAAGGCUUUAACCAUUCAUCUUCUCUCUCCAGACAUCAUAGGAUCCAUGUAGAUCAUCAGUGAGCAGGCCCCCCUCCCCAACCCCCACAUUGGACAUCCCAAAUACCCUGACUCAUUUGUUUCACAGAUCAUCCUUUCUGUAUCACCAGGACACAAAAUGUCAGGCCGACGUCUACUGACAAGAGGUCAUGUCGGCACUUUAUUCUCGUUGUCUAAUUAACAGUAAUGCAGAAGUCUUCAAAAGGAAAUGUCUUGCCCUAAUGAACUUUGCGAGGUGUGUUUCAGAACUGAACCUAGAGCUUUUUGCUCAGUUUAAAGAAAGUACAACUGCAUAUUGUGAAGGAGUCAAAUUUUUGCUAGUGAUUCAGCUUCAGGACCUCCAAAACUCUUUUAAAAAUCUACAUGAUAAAUAUGUAACUUAAUAAAUAUGCUUCAUCUAGUUUUUUUUUGAUAAAAAAGAAUUCAAUUUAUCUCAAGGUGUCUAUAUUUGCUUUACAUCUUCAAAUAUCCAAGUCUACAAACAAAAUUUAAAAGAACUGUCUCCUCAGUUUGAGUAGUCACUUCCACUUAACUCGUGAAGCAAAUAUCAAAAAUCCAGUGUAAAUACUUGUUGAUUUUUCUUUUAUAUGUAUAAAUAUAGGUGACUAGUGUGCUGUUCCAAAAGAUGACAUUUUUGAUAGUAAGAUCCACUUUGUCUCCACUUUUUCUUUUGCCCUUUUAUGAGUUUAUUUUGUUCCGAGUUUUGGAGAUGAGAAGAAAAUUGUUGCAGUUGUUUCCUUGCAGCUUGUUUUUUGACAUUGGGCUUCAUCGGACACGAGUCGUCUUGUAUAUUUAUGAGGUUGAAUUUUGUACGUCUCUUUAUGGUUUAACACAGUUCUUGAGUUGUACAGAGAGUGAACCUGGCUUGAUUCUUUGACAUGCAACAUAGCCGUUAGUAAAUGCCUAUUAGAUAAUAAAAAUCCACUUGAUACAAUAUUACAACAUGACCUGUGUCCUAAUUAUUUACUGCGUGGUUUCAUCUGAACUCAAGUUCUAAUGUACAUGAAUCCUAUAUCAUACUUUAUUGCUUUAGAGACUAAUUGCCUGUGUAUAGAAUAUAGGUAACACUUGUAGAUCUGCAAACUCACCAUUUGAUCCAAAACAAAAACAAGGCUGUGUAUACUAAGACUAAAAUAGAAAAUAAUUUUACAUGAUUUUUCUCAAGUCCAAUGGAUUGCGCUCUAUUUACUGUUUUGUGUAAGAUAUCUUUUACAAACUGAUGUAUUUUUUUAAACAUGGCUUGGGUUAUGUGAAAGGGAAUGAGACUGUUUUUAUGAGUGAACAUUUUGGCGAGCAAUAUUUUGUUUUUGUUUGGAAAACAGUUGUGCGUCAGACUGUAGCAUAGUUCUCUUCCUUGUGUUAGAUAGGUGCCUUAUUGCAUGCUCUGUAGAAAUGUAUGCUGAGUUAUUUGAGAGACAUAGGGUUUCCAGGAGUCUUUAGUUUUAUUUUACCCUACAUUUGAAUUUUGUCACUUAUGAGUUUGCUUUUUUUUUUCUUUCAUGUAUAUUACCAUGUGUUUACACUGUUACAGCUAUGUUUAUUUCCCCCCUUAAUUUUUGUCAAUGGCCUCAUUGUAGAGAAAAAUUGUGUAAACGAUCCAUAUAAACGUCUCUGAAGGGAAAUCUUGUAACACCUCUUCCCUUUUUUGAGUGGCACAAUAUGGAUAAAUAAAGGUUGUUGACUCUGA